CGUCAUUUGGCAUAAUUUAUUUUGUGAACGAAAAUUGAAUUUAACAUCCGUCGAAGAUUUUCUGACGAACUCAACUCAUUUGUGUUUUUCAAAUUUUCAUUUGUUUAUUUAUGUCUUAUUCAAGAAAAAAAACAAGACAUAUUUAGGAGUUGAUUUCAUGAUUUGACAGCACUGUUGGUUUUCGCAUGGCGUAUUGAAUGAUUAUUUUUUGUUCCCUGUAUUGUAAAAGCUUUUUGAACUUUCCUGGAGUUUUUUUUGCUGUGAUAACUUUUUUAAAGCAUUUUCUGCAUUAAAAGUUUGUUUUUGUGUUUAUCUAAGUGUGGCUAGUCGUUAUACGAAAGAACUGAUUGUGGAAAAACGGGGACGAAAUGGCUGAUGUUUUGGAUAUCUUGGAACUGGGCAGACCGGGAACUCCAGAGGUGACGAAAGAAAGUAUCAUGGGCACAGGCUCACAGAAACCGAAACCGAAAUAUAAACCCAAGAAUGAAGUACUACGCAAGCCUGAAGGAAUGGCAAGAGAACUUUUUAACCUCUUGGUCAAUGAUAGUAAAGAUGCUGCACCUCUAUUUCCAACUGACACAGGUAAAGGUUACAAGCAAACAAAGGCUCAAUUAGGAGUUCGUAAAGUGAGACCAUGGAAAUGGAUGCCAUUCACCAAUCCAGCCCGGAAAGAUGGUGCAAUUUUUCAUCAUUGGCGUAGAGCAGCAGAUGAAGGAAAAGAAUAUCCUUUUGCCAAAUUUAAUAAGCAAGUUCAUGUCUGUUCUUACACGGAUCAAGAGUAUAAUUUACUCCAACUAGAUAAUUGGACAAGACAAGAAACAGAUCAUUUGUUCGAUCUCUGUCGGCAAUUUGAUUUACGUUUCACGGUUAUCCAAGACCGCUGGGACAGUGUUCGUUAUUCGAAGAGAUCGAUUGAAGAAUUGAAAGAGAGAUACUACGACAUCUGCAAUAUAUUAAACAAAGCAAGGCAUACUACUGGCCCAGAGCCUAAGAAUAUUGCUUAUGACGCCGACAAUGAAAAACGUCGUAAGGAACAACUGAAAAGGCUAUUUGAACGAACCUCGGAACAAGUUGAGGAAGAAGCCAACCUUCUCCAGGAAUUGAGAAAGAUUGAAGCCAGGAAGAAAGACCGAGAGCGAAAAACCCAGGAUCUUCAAAAAUUAAUUACGGCCGCCGACAGUGGAGGUUCCGUCACGGGUACUGCGGCAGAUCAUUCCCCUUCCACACAUCGAGGAACCCCUCCAGACAAAAAACAACAAAUAAGAAAGAAAAAUACCCCGUUUGUUACACCAAAAGCCAAACUUGAGCUUCUGCCUUCAGUGGAAACUCCCAAUACCGGAAUUAAGUUCCCUGAGUUUAAAGCCAGUGGUGUGUUUCUGCGCUCACAACGCAUGAAAUUACCUCCUAGUGUUGGCCAGAAAAAAUCCAAAGCUAUCGAACAAAUGUUGACAGAACUUGGAUUGGAAUUGAAUCCUAUGCCUACCGAGGAUAUAUGCCAAAAUUUCAACGAACUUCGUAGUGACUUAGUUCUUCUCUACGAAUUGAAGCUGGGUCUCUCAACAUGUGAAUACGAAUUGCAAGCUCUAAGACAUCAGUAUGAGGCUUUAGCUCCUGGAAAAACCUUGGAGAUUCCACCCUCCUUGCUUUCAAAUAAUGACCCAACGAUCCAGCCUGAAGAGAUUCCGACCAGACCGAAAACUUUGUCUGAAGUCAUUGACAUUGUUGGAUCUGCUGCCACACCUAUGCGCAAAAGAAAAGCAGCCCUAGAACAGAACAACAUGUUAAAGAAGAUUAAAAAUCGCAUGUGAUUGCCGUCAUUUAUUAUUAUUGUGUUUUUUUUUGUGUGAGCUGGAAUACACUUAAUUUUUCUUUUCAAA
Molecule: messenger RNA, 1877 nt
Organism: Daphnia magna
Lineage: Eukaryota; Metazoa; Arthropoda; Branchiopoda; Diplostraca; Daphniidae
Gene: DMAP1
Product: DNA methyltransferase 1-associated protein 1
Exons: 7
Coding region: 369-1808 (479 amino acids)
Biological process (GO): negative regulation of transcription by RNA polymerase II; chromatin remodeling; DNA repair
Cellular component (GO): NuA4 histone acetyltransferase complex; nucleus; Swr1 complex
Molecular function (GO): transcription corepressor activity
Source: RefSeq, a predicted model, not a curated record